Pleurotus ostreatus (oyster mushroom) is the source of this 615-nucleotide messenger RNA. RefSeq lists its product as uncharacterized. NCBI's taxonomy places the organism in Eukaryota, Fungi, Basidiomycota, Agaricomycetes, Agaricales, Pleurotaceae. Gene Ontology annotation, molecular function: double-stranded DNA binding. The transcript has 9 exons. Gene Ontology annotation, biological process: reciprocal meiotic recombination. Bases 1 to 615 code for a protein of 204 amino acids. The record is from RefSeq and is a predicted model, not a curated record.
AUGGCACCAAGAGGACUUUCGGCGGAGGAAAAGCGCGUCAAAUUAUUGGAAAUCUUCCACGAAACUAAAGACUUCUAUCAGCUCAAAGAAUUAGAGAAACUCGGCCCCAAAAUGAAAGGAAUCGUCUCACAAUCCGUGAAGGAAGUCCUUCAAUCUCUGGUCGACGACGGUCUCGUCCAAGGAGACAAGAUCGGCUCAUCCAAUUUCUUUUGGAGCUUUCCUUCCCAACGAGGCGCUAUGGUGCAAGCCAGAUUAAGCACGGUCAAGGAAACCCGUGACACCUACCAAAAGCAAAUCGAGGAGCUUAGAAUCUCCGUAGAAGAAGAGAAGGGUCAACGCCUUGAGUUGGACAGUCGCAAGGAGGCUCUUCGGGUGCUAGCGUCACUGAAGGCUGAGCUGGCACAGCUAGAAGGGGAGAUCAAUGCGUACGGUGCUUGUGACCCAAUCAAGAUUGAAGAAAAGAAACGGGGUGUUGUCCUGGCCAAGGAGGCAGCCAUUCGGUGGACAGACAACUACUCCGUCCUGUUGUCUCAUUUCAGAAGACAGACCGGUGUCGAGGCCCAAGAGAUCAAGCAAUUCCUUGGAGUCGAGGACGAGUACGAAGAUAUCUAUUAG